This is a messenger RNA of Hibiscus syriacus, 1587 nucleotides long. RefSeq lists its product as uncharacterized. NCBI's taxonomy places the organism in Eukaryota, Viridiplantae, Streptophyta, Magnoliopsida, Malvales, Malvaceae. The transcript has 7 exons. The coding region runs from base 120 to 1346 and encodes 408 amino acids. The record is from RefSeq and is a predicted model, not a curated record.
UGGUGGUGGGGCCUGAGGGUGCAUAAUAUCCAACGUGGCAGAUGGCAUCUCCCCUCCUUGGUUAUCACAAAUUCAGGAUGGUUGCUUAAUUUGCCUGAAAAUUGGAUUUGCAAAAUAGCAUGAUGGGCGGCGGAAGUGUGUACUGGGGAAGGAAAGAAGACGGCAAAGAAGUUAAAGGAAUAGCUGUGAUGUUUGCUUGGGUUUCCAUUCACGAAAAACACCUUCAAAAUUACGUCGAUUUGUAUUCCUCCCUCGGUUGGAAUUCCCUCGUUUCUCGUUCCCAUUUUCUCAACCUAUAUUAUCCUGACAGGGCUAUGUCCUUAGCAUUUGUUCUUCUAAAUGAGCUUCUGGAGGUGCUAAAGAUCAGAACAUGUCCAGUAGUCUUUGUUGCUUUUUCCGGCGGUCCUAAGGCUUGUAUGUACAAGGUUCUACAGAUUAUUGAAGGAAUAGGAGAAGGCCACCUAAAUUCGGAUGGAAGCCAGCUCAUUAGGAAUUGUGUUUCCGGACAAAUCUAUGAUUCUAGUCCGGUUGAUUUUGCAAGUGAUUUGAAUGCCCAAUUUGCUUUACACCCCUUGAUACGUAAAAUGCCUGGACCAUCCAAACUUCUUUCUUGGAUUGCUAAAGGUGUUGCUUCUGGUCUGGAUAGUCUCUAUCUAACUGAGUUCGAAUCUCAACGUGCUGAUUAUUGGCGGACCCUUUAUUCCUCAGUUGACUUAGAUGCUCCUUAUCUGAUUUUAUGCUCGGAGAAUGAUUAUCUUGCAUCAUAUCAAGUUAUCAGCAACUUUGCUCGAUGCUUGCAAGAUCUUGGUGCAGAUAUUAAGGUUGUUAAGUGGAGUGGCUCUGCUCAUUUAGGUCUGCCCCAAACCACGUUUGAACACUUCAAGCAUUAUCCUAUCCAAUACAGGGCUUCCGUGACCAGUUUUCUUGAGAAGGCAACUUCAAUAUUUUUCCGCAGGAUCCAAAAGCUUGGAGAUAGAAAUGGUAUGACUGAUGAGAUCUCUGAGUUAGUCUUUGACCUGCAGGAAGCAGCAGUCAAUUCAAACCGAAGCUUUAGGAGAGUUGCACUUGGUCCUAGUGACCACUUUUUCUUGCCUAGCUCAGCUGGAUAUCACCAUAAUAAAGAGUCCGAGUCUGUACAAGAUGAGCAAAGAGAAAGUCUAAUCUCUAUACCUGCUCCCCCAAGCAUCAGUGCUCAUGGUGUCCUUGGCCAAAUUCUGUUUGAUGCUUGUGUUCCCAAGAACAUUGAAGGCUGGGAUAUUAGAUUUUCAGGUCCAGUAAAGGGAGUGUCUAGUCGUAGGCAUUCACUUUUCCCUGGUAUCAAGUGCAAUCGUCGUUCAAGAUUGUAAUGUGUCUUAUGAAUUGGAUUCUAUGAAUGGAAUUUGAGGGGACAAUUAAUGUGUGUUUGGAUAUUAUCAAGACAUAUGCAAGCAAAACAAUCCGAUACGGACUCUCCGUGAAAGGUCAGUGAGGCAUUUGUAGAAAAUUUUGUUGGUCACUUGUUCUGUCCAUUGUAAUCUAAUCCUCUGACGAGAAGUGUACAGGAGUAUUAACAUAUGUAUUUUAUGAGUAUAUGUAUGGUACUGUUCA